Ostrea edulis (European flat oyster) is the source of this 1099-nucleotide messenger RNA. Its product is annotated as G-protein coupled receptor 15-like. The record is from RefSeq and is a predicted model, not a curated record. Gene Ontology annotation, cellular component: membrane. The transcript is spliced from 2 exons. The coding region runs from base 1 to 1020 and encodes 339 amino acids. NCBI's taxonomy places the organism in Eukaryota, Metazoa, Mollusca, Bivalvia, Ostreida, Ostreidae. Gene Ontology annotation, molecular function: G protein-coupled receptor activity. Gene Ontology annotation, biological process: G protein-coupled receptor signaling pathway.
AUGGCUAGGGCCAGUGAAAUACAACACGCCAGUCACAAUAUGGCCAACAAUUCAUCUGUGUAUCAGGAUGGCGAUGCGUGUUCCAAAGCUCUGUUGUGCUCUGAAAUUUUCGUCGUCGCCACGUUCGUGUCCAUAGUAGGAAUCCUGGCCAAUUUAGGAGUGGUUGGAAUUAUAUUAUAUACACGGCGUCUCCACAAACCCAUUUUCCUUGGAUUCGCGGCGUUGGCAUUGGCGGAUUUCCUUUAUUUAGUAUUCAACACCCUCCGCGUGCAUCUGAAUUGGUUUACUCCAAAUGAAACCGAAAGUGAAACGGCUGCUAUUGUACUCGGUGUCAUGACCAUCACAAGUGCCUUUUCAUCAGCAUCUCAUGUGACGUUCCUAUCUGUACAACAGUACUUCAUGAUCGCACACCCUCUGUCAAGUUUGGCAAGACAGACAAACAAAACCGUCUUUUAUGCUUCUCUGUCUAUCUGGAUAAUCUGUACCAUUCCGUCAUCCGUCUAUAUCUUUGCUGUUAAAAUUAGUGGGGAUGAGGCAUUUGGCAGAAUUGUGAAUUUUGUUAUUACCGUUUCCGUGACUUUCCUGCCGAUUUCGGUCAUUCUUAUUUGUCAUUUUUUAAAGCUGAAAGCUCUGAGGAAAUCGUUCACCAACGAUAGACAGACUACGCGUCAGAAGAUGUCCAAAAUAGUUUCUGUCGUCAUCCUGUCUUAUCUCGUCACCACACUACCAAUUAAUGUACACGACACAGUAAAAUUGGCGGGAAAAAUACAAAUAUCGAAACUAUAUAUUGUGUUAUAUCGAAUAGCGUUUGUGUUACUUCAUCUGAACUUUACUAUAAAUCCUUUUAUCUAUUUUAUAUUUACACCGCAUUGCCGACGAGUAGUUCUGCUUAUGAACUGUUUCAAGUGCUAUAAAGACAACUCUGCGGAGAUUAGUUCUAGACAGACAAGAAGUACGCUGUUGUCGGAGGAAUACUGCUAUAGAAGGCAAAACAGGGAAGUGAAAAUCACAGCAAUGUGAAAAAUUAAAUCACCAUUAACUGAACAGAAUUGAUUUUUCACCGUUUGGUAGUUCAAACGCGGCUUAAGAAUAUGGAGAA